AUGGCUUCCAGGAAGAAGGUCCUAUUAAAGGUUAUAAUUUUGGGCGAUAGCGGUGUUGGCAAAACGAGUUUGAUGAAUCAAUAUGUCAACAAGAAGUUCAGCGCGAGUUACAAAGCGACCAUCGGAGCGGAUUUCCUAACGAAAGAGGUGCUGGUUGACGACCGGUUGGUGACGAUGCAGCUUUGGGAUACUGCAGGACAGGAACGAUUCCAAUCGCUAGGAGUAGCCUUCUAUAGAGGGGCUGAUUGCUGUGUUCUCGUUUACGAUGUGAACAACUCAAAGAGUUUCGACACACUGGAUAGCUGGAGAGACGAGUUUUUGAUUCAAGCGUCGCCGAGAGACCCAGAUAACUUCCCAUUUAUAUCCUCGAAGCGUGCGAUGACUUUCUGUCAAUCAAAAGGGGGGAUCCCUUAUUUUGAGACUAGCGCCAAAGAAGCUAUUAACGUAGAACAGGCAUUCGAAGUCAUCGCAAGAAAUGCUCUUAUGCAGGAAGAAUCAGAGGAAUUUAGUGGGGAUUUUUCAGACCCGAUCAAUAUCCACAUCGAGAACGACAGAGAUGGAUGUGCCUGCUAG
Molecule: messenger RNA, 573 nt
Organism: Venustampulla echinocandica
Lineage: Eukaryota; Fungi; Ascomycota; Leotiomycetes; Helotiales; Pleuroascaceae
Product: GTPase Rab7
Exons: 6
Coding region: 1-573 (190 amino acids)
Biological process (GO): regulation of vacuole fusion, non-autophagic
Cellular component (GO): fungal-type vacuole membrane; vacuole; late endosome
Molecular function (GO): GTP binding; GTPase activity
Source: RefSeq, a predicted model, not a curated record